Molecule: messenger RNA, 1152 nt
Organism: Pochonia chlamydosporia 170
Lineage: Eukaryota; Fungi; Ascomycota; Sordariomycetes; Hypocreales; Clavicipitaceae
Exons: 1
Coding region: 1-1152 (383 amino acids)
Source: RefSeq, a predicted model, not a curated record
AUGUCAGAACAAAGGCACGCCAGGAGACGGACAAGCAGCAAUGCCGCCACGCUACCCAUAAGAAAUGGCCAACAUGCACGCAAACAAUCCAAAGCCAUAAUCCAGCCCAAGUCUACACACACCUCGGACGAAUUUCUCCAGGAUUUCUUAAACCCAUCCUUUGACCCUGCUGCCUAUUUGAACGCAACUUUACCGCCACUCGCCAGCAAGCAGGCGUCUUCUCACGGAGGCAAUGCGGUCCCUCUCGCUGAGCUGUCCACGCAGACACAAACGCUGUUAUCGCAACUCAAUGCCCAGACUACACGGCUGUCUACAACGCUGACGCAGUUGACGGAUGAGAUUUUGAGAAGCGGCAGCAGGUUGGCAUAUGAGGUGGAGUUGUUGAGGGGCGAGACUUUGAGUUUUUCCGAGACGUUGCAUGAGACUCUCAAGGAAGAUAUUCAGGUGUUUAUCCCGGGCGGCCUACAAGCGAAUAAUGACCACAAAAAGGACGCGAGUAAAAAGGCAGAUGACGAGGACAAGGAGAAGGAUGCGGCGGACGCCUCAGCACCAUCCGAUCAACAUGCCGCUUCGGGAGAGGCCAACAACAACUCACAUGAUCCAGAAUACAUCAAGCAGCUACAAACCUUGACUCUUGUCAGAUCACGCCUAGAGUCCGUCAUCAAAACAUUUGGCGACGCAAUGGACUUUACCUUUCCGCCGUCGGAAGUCUCCGUCAGCUCGGGGUUCCUGUCUGUCUCCGCGCCAGACCCCGGGUCCGAGCAGCAAAGCUCCGAGGACAAGGGCCAGCAAGUUCUGCAAAAGCUUCGUGACGAAAUAUCAGAUCUCCUGCAGAAGAGCGAUGAUCCCGUACAGGGCAUCGAGAGGGCUGCUGCGAGAAUCGAAGAACUCAAGGAGCUGACUACCGUUUGGAAGGGCACAGCGGAAGAAAAGGGCCGCAACAAAUUCAUCGAGAGCUUGGCCAAGAUGGUGGAGGACAGGCAUAGGGAUCUGGUGAGGGAGAUGGACCAGGCUGCACGGAGGGAGGGCCGCACAACCGCUGCUCAGGCAAGGAGACUGGGCACACAAGCGGAGGCGGUUGAGGAGGAAUCCAAGGUGCCUGGGGGAUUUGGGCUGCUUAGCCAGUUGCAGAAGCUGAGGAGUGGACUGUGA